AUGGAGAAUAGCAUUAUUCACAACAUGAGGAUGCCCCCGGAGGAGCGAAAUUCGCGAUCGCGGACUGGCUGUCUCGAGUGUCGCAAGAAGCAUAACAAAUGCGACGAGAAGCGGCCUGUCUGUUCCUUUUGUUCACGACGAGAUUUUGACUGCCAGUACCCCUCUGGGCUGAAAUGGGUGCGUCAACAGCAACCGUUGCUGUCGAGACAUCGGGCCCGGCGUAGAAACAAUGCUAGCCACAGAGACGGCGGGGGGCUACUUAGCAGGCUCCCAUCGCUCUUCGUAAACGAUCUCUUUCAAUCUGAUGAGGACAGGCUUGCAUGGGAAUAUUAUAUGAGGCUCGUAUCACCAAAUGUCCCAGCCCUCGAUGGCCCAAAUAAUCCCUACCGGCAGCUGUCUUUCAUCGCUCUAUCAUCUCCGGUCCUACUUGAUACCAUUGUGUGCAUAGCCACGGAGCACAUGCUCAACUUUGGCUUAGGUGAUGUGUCGACGGCAGCACAGCACCAGCAGAGAAUGCUCAGGACCAUUGGCCAGAGCCUCCGGCUGAUUGAAUCAGGACGUACCUGUGAAACAGGAGUAAUUGCAACAACAAACCAUUCUGACCACGAGGCACUUUUCGCCGCUGUCAUCCUUCAAGGCGUCGUAGUGGCCCAGUCGGCCGAUGGAGUUCUAGAACCUCACGUUCGAUGUGCCGCAUUCCUCAUGGAGACUCUACAUCAUUUUCGCCGCGUGCCACAUAAUGCACUUGGGCGAAUGACAGUGCAACGAUUUGCCAUGGUCGACGUGAUGCUUGCCAUCUCCCGGCAACGGCGUCCCUUGUCGCCCAAGGAUUUUGUGCUGCAUCUGCCAGAUGCUGAGCAAUGGGACAAGACGGAGCCGUCGUUUCACGAGAUGACCGGUUGUCCUCAGCCGCUGAUGUGCUUCCUAGUGCGUAUCUCGCAUCUUGCAUGCGAUGUGGACGAUCGAUUGGAAUGUUAUGCGCCCGUUGGUGAUAUUCUCAGCCAGGGGUACAGCCUUGAGAACGAGCUCCGUGCAUGGGGCUCUCAUUAUCCUGGGGCUAUCCUGGAGGGCUGUGUGCGCGCGCCUCUAGACAUCCUUACUGAGUGCUUCUACUGGACUGCGCACCUCCUACUGGCGCGUCGCGUGUUUCGAGAUAACACUCGGUCUUCACGGGUGCAACACCUGGCACGCACGUGUUUUGAACUCAUGGACCAAUUAACUACUGGCUGCGGUCCAGACUCGUCUCUACCACAGCCCUUUUACCUCGCUGCUCGAGAAGCAAUCACUUGCGAGGAUCGGGCGUGGGUACGGCAGAAGCACGAGUCCAUGACCAACUACUAUCGUGAACAGCAGCGCAACAUGGCAAUGCAAAUGACGGAAAGGCUUUGGGAGAUUGAGGACCAACAGAAUAAUGGUUUAACAACCGAUGCAGAUGGACAGAUUAAGUCGCUAGACCGAAGGUCUUGUUUGUUCAUUUUCUGA
Molecule: messenger RNA, 1482 nt
Organism: Penicillium canariense
Lineage: Eukaryota; Fungi; Ascomycota; Eurotiomycetes; Eurotiales; Aspergillaceae
Product: Zn(II)2Cys6 transcription factor
Exons: 4
Coding region: 1-1482 (493 amino acids)
Biological process (GO): positive regulation of transcription by RNA polymerase II
Cellular component (GO): nucleus
Molecular function (GO): DNA-binding transcription factor activity, RNA polymerase II-specific; transcription cis-regulatory region binding; zinc ion binding
Source: RefSeq, a predicted model, not a curated record